This is a messenger RNA of Gadus macrocephalus (Pacific cod), 811 nucleotides long. RefSeq lists its product as uncharacterized. Bases 65 to 739 code for a protein of 224 amino acids. The transcript is spliced from 4 exons. The record is from RefSeq and is a predicted model, not a curated record. Gene Ontology annotation, molecular function: protein binding. Lineage: Eukaryota; Metazoa; Chordata; Actinopteri; Gadiformes; Gadidae.
GCAGCUCCUGAAUACGGAUUGAACUCAUUAAGUCUGGGAGACAAGGACAGGAAGGAAAACAAACAUGGAUAAGAGAUGGAAUUCAUAUUUAACUUUUGUUAUGCCUUUUCUGAUGCAGAUACACAGUGCUUCGGCCACAGCAGGCUGUAGCAUAACGUCAAUAUCAUCCCCAUCCGCGGCAACCCUUCAAGUGGCGUGGGAUGCGUACCCCGGGGCCGGAGCCUCGUACCGGCUGAACCUCCGAGCGGUGAACUCCACCGACACGGCCCCGGUGAUGGUCGUCUCCACGGCCACACAGACCCUGGUGCAGGGGUUAAGACCAGGGAGCUACUAUGACGUAACGCUGAAAGCCUUACAGUACAACAUGGAGCGAUGCAGAGUUACACAACGCGCUCUGACGGUGCCCGCCGCGACCCAGAUCACCACCUCAGAGGCCCUGGCCAGCACCUCCAUCAGGUUCCAGUGGUCCGCCGUGACGGGGGCGGACAGGUACUUCCUGAUUCUGGAGCUGUAUACCCUGACGCAGGGACUGGUCCCCACAAGAACGCAGGUGUACAACAGCAGCUUCACCUCCGUUACGGGACAAGUCGACGGGUUGAACGCUUCCACCAGAUACAACUGCUUCGUCAUCUCUUACAACAGCGCCGGCUCUGGGGCCCCAAGUCGCAGCAGGAUAGUCUCCACACGUAGGUCCAUAUUGUCCUGGUUCUCUCACUUCAACGGAGAAAUAACUGAAUGAACGUCAUUCAUGUAUGCAUUCAAAUAUGUCGUCAAAGUGCCAAAGACAAAUUUCCAGUGUCUGUAAAUUCUC